AUGAUAAUCGUGUUUAUGCACCAACUUGAAGACAGACAGACGGUAAUGAUGUUCGCCAAUGAGAACGCUGUUCCGAUAGAUCUGCGACUCAUCCCGCUACUCCUCUCUUCGAUACUCAUGGCCCUCCAGCUAAGCCAUGCAGCUCUAAUACUCUACCGACGCUGGUUGAGAAACAACCAAAAUGAUACUCUGCCCAGUGGUUCAGACGCGUCCCAAGGGGAUGAUGGCUCGCGUUCUCAAGUCAUAUUUCACGGGUGGAAGCGCGGAAUCCAAAAAAGAGGCGGUUCUGUCAUUUUUGGCUUUAUGGUAGCGCGACUGCUGUGCACACUGCUGCUGCUGUAUCUUUUCUCCCGCACCAAUAUUGAAGGCUACAACACCACCACCCUUCAUGGAACAUCAUCGCUUCAUCGCUCAAUAUGCACUCAGGAGGCUCUGACCCUGGCUAUUGCAUACGCUGCCUUGCUAUCAAUAUUGUCAUUCUGGCCUUCAUCUAUCUUUCCCUCUCCAGUCAGAUUCCACGUCUCCGUCCUCCUAUCACUUCUGGGCGUCUACGCGUAUCGAAACGUUUGGCCAUUAGCUCAGUAUGGCACGGAACCGGCCGACAACGCUGAAGGAGCCAUUCUCUGGGUCAAAAUCGCCUUGCUUUCUCUAUUGGCAAUCGUCAUACCGCUUUUUAUACCCCAUCCAUAUGUCCCACUGGACCACAAAAACCCAUCCCCCACCCCGAAUCCGGAGCAAACGGCUUCUUGGUUCUCAGCUCUGACAUAUACAUACAUGGAUCCAUUGAUCAAAUUGGCCAACAAGGUCCGGCACUUGAAACAUGACCAGCUACCUCCGUUGGCAGACUAUGACUGUGCACGGUACCUCUCAGGUCGUGCUUCAAGGUUUGUUGACCCUUUUCCCGGAGCGAGGCGUCGUCGUCAUAUAUUCUUUGGCCUAGUAGCAUUCUUCCGAUACGAACUCGUGAUCAUCUUUGUCGGAAGCGUCAUACAUGCUCUAGCGACGUUCGUCGCGCCAAUCGGGAUAAACAGGACAUUAAGAUAUCUCGAGAAUCGUGACAAUCACACCACAACCGCAUCCCAAAUCAAACCGUGGGUGUGGCCCCUUCUAAUGCUCAUCGGACCUGUAGGGGAGUCUGCCGUGAAGCAGUGGAACUCGUAUGUGCAGACAAAGGUGAGAGUGAGAGUGCAGGCGGUAAUGAUGCAGGCUUUUUUUGAGCGGGGGUUGUGUGUUAGGGUGAAGGCUGAUGCUGGUGCUGAGAUGGAGGCUGGGUCCGAGACGGGGAGGGAGGGGGAGAGGACAACGUCGCCUGUAGAUUCAGGGAGCGUGAGCGGGGGAGAACAUUUUGUAGGGAGGAUAAAUAACCUCGUCACGAGUGAUUUGCAGAGUAUUGCUGAAGGCUGUGAUUUUCCUUCUUUCCUUAUCGUCGUGACGCUGCAGAUCGCGCUUUCGAUUGUGUUUUUGUAUAAUAUUCUUGGAUGGGCGGCGUUUGCUGGACUUUUCACUACGUUAGCGCUUACGCCCGUCGUUGGAUUUAUUGGGAAGAAAAUUCAGGAUGUGCAGGUUACUAAGAUGAAACUCACAGAUGCGAGAGUACAGUCCAUCUCUGAAGCUGUUGGAAUUCUAAGGAUGAUCAAACUUUUCGGGUGGGAGCGACAGAUGACUGAACCACUUGAGAGGAAGCGGGAUGAAGAAUUGGGUUGGUUGUGGGCUAUGAAGAAACUUGCACUUGCGAACGACUGUGCGAGUAUUCUGGCGCCAACGUUGUCAAUGCUCAUGACGUACGGGACGUACACGAUUAUUAUGGGUCAGGAGUUAACAGCCUCGAAGAUAUUUUCUAGUAUGGCUGUUGAAUUAGUGGUGCGGGAGCAGGUAGCGAGAGUUGCGGGCCAGUAUACCCUUGUUAUUGAAGCGAAGGUGUCGCUUGAUCGUGCGAACUCGUUUUUGCAGGAAAGCGAAUUGCUAGAUCGAUAUUUGCACGAGGGUGAAAGUGACCUACAGUCAUCGACAAACUCGUCCGCAGAGGAUAUUUGUCGUGAAAAUGGAAACGAGGGCACUAUUGGAUUCAAAGACGCCGUAUUCACUUGGUCGGCUGAUUCAGAGGACCGCCUCUCGUCGUCAGAUCGUGACAGCCAGAGGUCGUACAAACUUCGCAUCGAUGGAGAACUGGUGUUCAAACGAAACUGUAUCAAUCUCAUCGUCGGUCCUACUGGAUCAGGGAAAACUUCGAUGCUCAUGGCGCUUCUUGGCGAGAUGCACUAUAUCCCAGGAAAUUCUGGAUCUUGGUAUAACUUACCGAGACAGGGCGGCGUUGCGUACGCUUCGCAAGAAACGUGGGUACAAAAUGCGACCAUUCGUGAGAAUAUCGUGUUUGGAUAUGCGUUUGACGAAAAGAGGUACAAAAAAGUGUUAAAUCAAUGCGCGCUGGAACGCGAUUUGGAGCUGUUCGAUGCGGGUGAUGAGACGGAGGUUGGUGAAAGGGGCUUGACACUCAGCGGUGGUCAAAAGGCACGAGUUACUCUUGCGAGAGCCAUUUAUUCUUCUGCGGAAAUUAUCCUUUUAGACGAUGUUCUGGCUGCUUUGGACGUGCAUACAGCGGUUUGGAUUGUGAAUAAGUGCUUCUGUGGGGAUUUGGUGAAAGGAAGGACUGUUCUUCUAGUAACCCAUAAUGUUGCGCUUGUGUCCCCUAUUGCUGAAAUGGUUGUUACGUUGGGAUCAGAUGGAAGUAUCUCAAGCCACAGCAGGGCGAUAAAUAAUUCCGAUACGGCACACCCCGAAACGGUGAAGGGGACACAGUACAUGACAUUGCCACCUCCAGAAAAGCCCACUGACGCACUCGUUCCUUCAUCCUCUACCAACCCCGCUGGGAAGCUCGUCAUGGCCGAGGAAAUCGUCGAGGGUCACAUAACAUGGCGUUCUAUGAAGCUGCUCCUGUCAGCGCUAGGUGGAAGACACCCUACACUGUUCGGAGUGCUGUGGAUUGGAGGCCUGGUGUUGUGCGAGGCUACCUUUAUGAUGCAGCCGUGGUUUUUAGGCGUCUGGGGUGCCCAGUAUGAAAAGUAUCCUGCAUCAGAAGUUAGGCUUUGGUUCUAUCUUUCGGUGUUCUCAUCUAUACUUGGAGCAGGGGUUCUAAUUUAUGCGGGAGUCAACUAUUACUUCAGCUCGCGUUCAAUCGAAGCGUCCAAAGUGAUACAUUACAAACUCGCUGAUGCUGUCUUCAGGAGUACAUUACGAUGGCUAGAUGAAACUCCAACCGCACGCAUCAUCACCAGGUUUACACAAGACAUCCAAACAGUCGACGAGCCCAUCCCUCACUCGCUCAUGUGGGUCGGCAGCCAAUUCAUUGGUAUGCUAGGAACAUUGGGAGGGAUCGUUCUGUUCAGUCCGGUGUUUGUGUUUCCGGGUGUUGCUGUUGCUGUGUUAGGGAUAUAUGUGGGAAAUCUGUAUAUGCGCGCUCAGUUGUCGAUUAAGAGAGAGAUGAGCAAUGCUCGUGCGCCUCUUCUUGCACAUUUUGGUGCAACGAUUCAGGGCCUGGUGUCGAUUCGGGCCUAUGGGAUGCAAAAGGCGUUUCGAGAGGUGUCCUUUGAUCGGAUCGAUCAUUAUUCUCGAACGGCGAGGACCUCCUGGACGAUUAAUAGGUGGAUUGGGUUCCGUAUUGAUGCACUUGGUGCCCUUUUCACCUCUGCACUUGCCUUAUACCUGGUUUACGGCUCAAACAUCAGUGCCUCGAAUACUGGAUUCUCCCUUACACUAGGCUUUGGCUUCACGCUGUAUAUAUUUUGGCUGAUCAGGGUUGUCAACGACCUUGAGGUGGAGUCGAAUAGCUUAGAGCGUAUCCAAGGAUAUAUCGAUAUCGAUCAAGAGCCGAAGCCAACAUCAUCUGGUCUUCCUCCUGCAUCUUGGCCUACAAGCGGAGACAUCCGCGUAGAGGGUCUAUCUGCUCAAUAUUCUCAGACGGGGCCUAGAGUGCUACACAAUUUAUCUUUCCAUAUUUCAUCGGGUCAGCGAAUUGGCGUUGUCGGUCGGACGGGCAGCGGAAAGAGCUCUCUCACUCUUGCUCUUUUGAGAUGUAUUUUGACAGAAGGCACGGUGUUCUUCGAUGGAAUUGCUACGGGUACCCUCAAUCUCGAUGUCUUAAGGUCCAACAUCACCAUUAUUCCUCAAACACCUGAACUUCUUAGUGGCACUCUUCGUCAGAAUUUAGAUCCAUUUGGUCAAAACGACGAUGCCACCUUGAACGAUGCGCUCCGUGCUGCUGGCCUAUUUUCGCUGCAAGAAGAAGCAGGUGAAGUGAGGCUCACGUUGGAUAGUAAGAUCGCAGGAGGCGGUAACAACCUCUCUGUUGGUCAAAGGCAGAUUAUUGCACUCGCCAGGGCCAUGGUUCGUGGUAGUAAAUUAUUGAUUCUGGAUGAAGCCACGUCUGCGAUUGAUUAUAAAACUGAUGCGGUGAUUCAGAGCACUCUUCGAAGCAAGCUCGGGGCGGAUGUCACCGUUAUAACUGUUGCUCAUCGAUUACAGACCAUUAUGGAUGCCGAUAAAAUUAUGGUGCUUGAAAGUGGCAAGAUUGUCGAAUUUGACACCCCGAGUGCUCUGCUACAAUACCCCCAAGGUAUUCUACGUGCUUUGGUGGAUGAAAGCAAGGACAAGAUUCUCCUAAACGAGCUCACAAGUCACAAGCUUUGA
This is a messenger RNA of Psilocybe cubensis, 4683 nucleotides long. RefSeq lists its product as uncharacterized. The transcript is spliced from 36 exons. Gene Ontology annotation, molecular function: ATP binding; ABC-type peptide transporter activity; ATP hydrolysis activity. NCBI's taxonomy places the organism in Eukaryota, Fungi, Basidiomycota, Agaricomycetes, Agaricales, Agrocybaceae. The record is from RefSeq and is a predicted model, not a curated record. Gene Ontology annotation, cellular component: membrane; fungal-type vacuole. Gene Ontology annotation, biological process: transmembrane transport. The coding region runs from base 1 to 4683 and encodes 1560 amino acids.